CUCCAAUAUAAACAGGAACGAGAUUGCUUACCAUCGGCCAUCCUCUCGGGGAGAAUUCUGGAAGAACGGGAUUUUACGCUAGAAGUCGGUGAACUUGCGAUAUUCAGCGUAAGAGAAGGAUGUCAAGAUUCGCGCUCGACCAAUUGCCGCGUGUUAGUUCGAAAACACAGCUUGUUCUCGUGUGUCUUUCGAUUAUUUUGAUGAACAGCGAAAGAAUAGCAAGCGAACUCCUUUAUGUGGAGCCACCAAGUUUCAAAAUCGAAGAAAAGAUUGGUCUGGAAACAAUUCUGUCGUGUGAAACUGGCGCAUUCCAAAACAAACAAAAUUCAGAGACUUGGUGUGAUUCAACGAAGGAAGACGGGCCUCACCAGACGAGUGGAAAUCAAAGAGACACGUGUUCCGCAUGCAAUCCCUUGACAAAUGCUCCAUAUAGCAUAAAGAGCGUUCUGACAGGUAGUGAAGCGAGGGAAUGGAGAUCUCUUCUAAAGGAUAAGGAAAGUACACUACAAGAGGUCAACAUCACGAUUAACUUUCCACAGGUACUCGAGAUACAGAGCAUCUCUGUGAAGGCAGGGAAAACGCCUCUUCCCGCUGUUUGGGCCCUAGAAACGACCAUCGAUGUUAAGAGUGACUUUCAAAGGGUGCAUUAUUACGUUACAAACCCAGAGGAUUGCUUAAAACACUUUGGAGUGAGACUGUUAGACAAUGGCUUAGACAAUCCCGUUUGCAAUUUACAACCAGAGGGUUCGUGGACAGAAAGUAAAACUUUUCUGAAUCAUCUGGCGGCCAGUGUUCAGCUGAGAUUUAUGAAAAUGUUGCCUGUCGUUAAAACAAGCGACAGCAAUUCGGAUUACUACUCCAUCAGCGAAAUCUCGAUAGAAGGACGUUGUGUCUGUAAUGGCCAUGCAGAUGAGUGCAGUCUAACGGACGAUGGACGCAUGGCUUGCCACUGUCUUCAUAACACAUGUGGGGAACGGUGUCAGUUUUGCUGUGAGGGUUACUCUCGAGAUGAUAAUGGUGAUUGUGAGGGUAGGCCAAAGAAUAUUUCAACAGGAAACUCUACCAAAACAACUUUGGCACAGACGAUAGGCGUCCCUCGCUAUGUGGAGGAGAAGGAACGAUCUCCUAAAGUAAUCAGUACCACUGAUAACUCGCUCAACCGCACUGCGUUACGCACUACCGCAGAAGCUAUUUCUGGGUCCAGCACUGUAAAAAGUACCGCUGUUCUUUCCACAAAAGAAAUAAGAGCAGGGACAAGUACUCUUUCUAUACCUCACGAUCUUUCUACAGUGAGUAUGCCUUCCACGGAGAAUGUUGCUAUGACACUUAUUCCCACAAGAGAAAGGAGAUUGUCAGAACCUGCUAGUAUGCACACUGCUUUGGAAAACCUCACCAGGUCUACUACAAUGAAAGUAAUCACUGACUCAACCACCGUGGAAACUGACACUGAGACCACCAUUAUGGCGGACAUAACUGAGUCCACGAGGGUUGAAAUUACCACUAAGCCCACCAUUGUAGAAAGAACUACUAGGUUGACUGCGAUGGAAGUCACUCUUGUACCCACUACUUUGGAAACUACUACUGUGCUCACCACCGUGGAAACUACUCCUGUGCCCACUACUGUGAAAACAAGUGUUAUGUCCACCCCUGUGGAAAGUACUGCUAUGUCCACCACUGUGAAAACAACUACUUUGUUCACCACCGUGGAAACUGCUAUUAUGCCCACCACUGUGGAAACAACUGAUAUGCCCACCACUGUUAAAACUACUAUUAUGCCCACCACAGUGGAAAGAAUUACUGAGCCAACCAAAGUGGAAACUUCUACAGUACCCAUAAGUGUGAAAACUACUUCUGAACCUGCCUAUUUGGAAAGAACGACUGAGUCAUCCUUUGUGGAAAGAACAACUGAGUCAACCACAAUGGAGGCUUCUGUUGUGUUCACCACCAAGGAAAGUACUACUAUGCCUACCACUGUGGAAACAACUACUACUGAGUCAUCCACUGUGGAAACUACUACUGAGUCAUCCGUUGUUGAAACAACUACGUCAUCCACUGUGGAAAGUACUACUGAGACAUCCACUAAGCAAAAUACUACAGAGUCAUCGAUUGUGGACGCUACUACUGAGUCAUCCGCUGUGAACAUUACUGCGUCAUUCACUGUGGAAACAACUGCGUCAUCUACUAUGGACAUUACUGAGUCUUCCACUGUGGGAACUAUUACCUUGUCAUCCACAGUGGAAACUACUUCUGAGUCAUCCACUAAGGAAACUACUACUGAAUCAUCCACUGUGGAUACUAAUGUGUCAUCCACUGUGGAAACUACUGUGUCAUCCAGUGUGGAAACAACUGCGUCAUCCACUGUGGACACAACUGAGUCAUCCACGGUGGAAACUACUACUGAGUCAUCCACUGUGGACAAUAAUGAGUCAUCCACAAUGGAAACUACCACUGAAUCAUCGACUGUGGACACUGCUGCGUCAUCCACUGUGGAAAGUACUACUGAGUCAUCCACUAAGGAAAAUACUACUGAGUCAUCGAUUGUGGACGCUACUACUGAGUCAUCCACUGUGAACAUUACUGCGUCAUCCACUGUGGAAACAACUGCGUCAUCUACUAUGGACAUUACUGAGUCCACUGUGGAAACAACUACUAUGCCCACCACUGUGGAAACAACUACUGCACCUCCUCCUACUGUACCCACCAAGGUGGAAACUAUCACUGUGCCCACCACCGGAAAAACUAUCAAAGUGCCUACAACUGGGGAAACAAAGAAUUUACCCAUAACUGUGCCCACCACUGUGGAAACAACUACUGAGUCAACCACUGUGGAACCUACCACAAUGCCUAACACCAUGGAAACGACUACUGUUUCCACCACCACGGAAACAACGACUAUACCCACCACUGUAGAAACUACCACGGUGCCCACCACUGUAAAAACUACCAAAGUGCCUACCACUGUUCAAACAACCACUGUUCCUACCGCCGUGAAAACCACCACUGUGCUUACCACUGUGAAAACUGUACCGACCACUCCCCGUGUUCUUUCAGAAGAAGAAUUGCGAAAGAUUUUUGAUUUCCCCCCAGGAGUGUGCUACUGUAGCAGGUUUGCAACAGUCACAAGGCAGUGUUUUCCUACGGCACUGAACAAACCGUGUAUAUGUCGUGCGAACUUUGCUGGCACAAGAUGCGAGAGGUGUGCUCCUGGUUAUUUCAGCUAUCCCUUUUGUGCUCCUUGUGAUUGCAACUUUUCCGGUUCAUAUGGUGGAGGUGCCUUUUGUGAUCCGUACACCGGACAGUGUCCCUGUAGAUAUGGCUUUAGAGGAAAGCGAUGCGAUCAGUGUCCUGCUGGAUAUUAUAACUUUCCUAACUGUCAGUGGUGUGGAUGUAAUCCGUUAACAACAACAUCUAACAUAUGUGAGGACAGCGCCGACGGUUACAGAUGUUUAUGUAAGCCCAACUAUGAAGGUCUUUUCUGCGGACAGUGUAAAAAAGGAUACUACGGCUUCCCUGUUUGCAAAAGGUGCUCGUGUUCGCCUCGGGGAUAUGGCUCUUGUAAUGAACUUGGUAAAUGCGUCUGUAAUGAAGGGUAUGCCGGGAUACAAUGCGACCGCUGUGCAAACGGCUACUAUGGCUUCCCUAACUGUAGAGCGUGUAGUUGUAACACCUUUGGGUCGUACAGCAGACAGUGUAACUAUACAACCGGGGAGUGUUCCUGUAAGCCCAACAUUCGAGGAAGUCAAUGCGACCGCUGUGAAGAAAACAUGGUGGGCUUUCCUGCGUGUGUCAAGUGUGACUGUAAUGCAGAUGGAACCAGGUUCUUGCCUGGAUUGGCUAAAAGAAUGUGUUACGGUUCGGCCAAGUAUCAGUGCCUUUGCAAAUCGAACGUUGUCGGCCGAACGUGUGAUCGUUGCACGCACGGUUUCUACAACUUCAGUGGCAGCAACCCCCUUGGUUGCAGAUCCUGUGGCUGCUCACUUGGUGGGACUGUGUCGGGUACACGUAACUGUCAUGCGCAAAAUGGGCGCUGCGACUGCAAGAAUCAUGUGAUAGGUAAAAAGUGCCAGAAUUGCCGAGAUGGGUACCAUGGAAUGAAGUCACAUGAUAUAUUUGGCUGUAAAGCAUGCAAAUGUGAUCCUGGUGGAUCAGUCGGAAAAAGUUGUGUGAAACAUUUAGGAAACUGUCAGUGCAUUUCUGGAGUCAGAGGAAAGAAAUGUGACAGUCUCUAUCCAUCUAGAGCGACAUAUUUUCCAACUUUGUAUCACACCUAUGCUGAGCUGGAGAGAGCGGUGUUGACAUCCAAUACUAAAAUCCGGGUCCCGAUAGCGGCAGAUGAUGGCGUCUUUCCAUCUUUCUCGGGAGUUGGGUACGCAUUUUUCCCUCCCUUUAAGGAGUACGCAGUUGUUGUGCAGAUCCCCAAGACAAGUAAAUAUCAUGUCAUCUUUCACUAUGCGCUCAGGAAUAACCAACCUACUUCUGCUAACGUUGAGCUGUAUCCAAGAGCGUCGUUACUUAAAUCAUACAGCUUUGAGGUACAAUUUCCCCCUCGGAAGCCAAGUGAUCAACGAGCCAAGAAUUUGAGGCUCACAGUAAACAAAAGAGGUGUAAACAGAGAGUUUGAAUUGGAUGAAGGUGCUUGGACUGUUGCUGUAACAUCCCACAGCACGAUGUUGUUGCUGGAUUACAUUGUAUUUUUACCACAAGAUUAUUACAAUGCUGACCUUCUAAAAGACGUUCAACCAGGACCAUGUAUGCUACGAACCUCUAAAUCAGAGCACUGUGAUAUGUAUACAUAUUAUGACCCAAAAAGUCCAUCUGUGUCUGUGUCUGGGAGCCUUGCCUACACGCACCCUUUUAGAAGACAGGCCUACUUAUUCACAGAUGCACUGUACUUCUUAGAUGAACCAAAACUCUCCAAUAUGGCCUUGCUGGGAGAAAGUCAGCCUAUCCUAGGUUUCGAUAUCACAGUACCAGAAUCUGGCGCGUACGUUGUCAUGGUUACUUAUGUCCAUCCGGAGAGAUUCAUUCACCGAGUGUUUAUCACAGUGGGUGAUCAGCGAGGGACGAUGGAGAUUCUGCCGUGCAGAUAUCAGUUCUUAUGCCGCCAGUUCGCCAUGGAUGGUAACAAGCGCCCUAAGACUUACGAAUUUAUGGCCAGACAGACCUCCAAGGUGACAAUUGAAAGCUCUGCCUCAGCGAAGAUCGGCGUGAGUUCUAUCACCGUUGUACCUCAAGCUAAGUGGAACAUACAGUACGUCGAGCCCAGGCUUCUUUGCAGAAUGGUCAAUAAAACCUGCUACCCUGCGACUUAUCCAAUACCCGAGAACGUAUUCCAGCUAGUUGCAUUUUCUCGCCGGACUAAAGAUAAGAUGACAUCAAUUUUCAACGGCGCCGUCAAGGCCUUUGUGUCGUAUCGCAUAAUUAUACACUAUCGGCAGUCUAACAGUCUCUCCAAGAAAGUCGAAGAAAUAUCGAUUGCUGGCCACGAAAAGCCAAAUAUUCCCGUGACGUUCCAUUACUGUCCUGCCGAUCCGGGCUGUCGUGUCGUCGUCGGGGAAGAGGAAGCCUUAAGUUUCCUGUUUAACCGAGGGAUUUUUACUGCCACGAUACAACACGAGAGGGGAACUCAACUGUCAUAUAUGCUUCUAGUGCCUGAAAACGUCUACUCCACAAGCCUUCUUGAACUACAGUCCAGUGACAAAGUUGCUGAAUUCUUGCAAAAUUGUGGUAAAGACCAUUUCCAUGUCCACCCAGUUCGCGGGCGACAGUGUCGACAGGAUGUGUUCUCUUUGACAAUGCGUUUCCUCGGAGGGCCCUCACGAUGCAUGUGCAACGUAAUCGGGUCCAGGUCCCCGGUCUGUGAGGAGUUUGGUGGCCAGUGCUUGUGCCGGGCCAACGUGGUGGGUAGGAAGUGUGACAGGUGUAAGCUUGGUCAUUCUGGAUUCCCACGCUGCCGACGUUGUGGUUGCCACGAUUUAGGAUCAGUUUCUCCAACUUGUUUUUCAAACGGACGGUGCCGCUGCAAGCCUGGAUUCGGAGGAUACAAAUGCAAUAGAUGUAUAUCUUCUACUUAUUAUGGUUUCCCAAACUGCAAGCCCUGUGCUUGCAAUACUCGUGGCUCGCUAAGCACUUUCUGUCGCUCAAGAGAUGGUCAAUGUCAGUGUAGGAGAAAUUUCAAUGGAAAGAAAUGCAAUGAGUGCAGAAUUGGCUAUUACGAUUUUCCAAGCUGUAAGAAGUGUAACUGUGAAGCUGCUGGAAUCAAACUACUCCCUGGUGAAAAGAACGGAUGUGGAUCGGUCAAUAACACCAACUGUAGGUGUAAAGAUAACGUGAUGGGUGACAAGUGUGACAGCUGCAAACCAUUUCACUUUAAUCUUCACAUAAAUAACCCUUUGGGUUGUCAGUCGUGUGGCUGCAACACUAACGGCACUUUGGGAUCGAUCAAAACGUGUCACGAAACCACUGGACAGUGCUCAUGUAAGAGUCACGUGAUUGGUCGCCACUGUGACCAAUGCAAAGAUGGAUAUUACAGUAUCGAAGGACCGAAUGCAUUCGGUUGUAAACGUUGUUCAUGUAAUGCAGGUGGAUCUAUUAGCCCGUCUUGCAACGAAAUCACGGGAAAAUGCCCAUGCUUACCGGGUAUCGGUGGGAACCAGUGUGACAGGGUCACGUCUAAUGAUUAUUACUACCCCACACUUCAUCAAUAUAAAAUCGAGUUGGAAGAUGCGGUCUCCACUGACAGCGACAGAUCAGCUUACUUCAGAUACGACGAGAGUGAAUUUCCGGGAUUUUCUUGGCGAGGUUACGCAGUUUUCUCGCAGUCUCAGAAGUCAGUAUAUGCGAUGAUUACUGUUCCCCGAACAAGCAAAUACCAACUGGUAUUCUACUACUUACUGUCCCGAUAUGCCACCGUGACGGCCUUAGUGAGAUUCACUCCGACAUUGAACUCAGCUCCAUUUCCGUCUGGCUCUGCGACAGAGCAGAGACUGGAUGUCCGAUUCCGAGCAACAUCGAAUUGGUUCUACCACUCAGCUGACUUCCUUGUGGUCAGAGACACUUGGGGAGACGCACAGCAAAUUAUGCUGAGUCAGGGAAAGUGGAAAUUUACAAUGUCGGCCUCCGCUACUGAUCUUUUCGUGGACUACAUGGUGCUACUACCAGAGGAAUAUUACAAACCGAAGAACCUCGUGGUUAACGACUUUAGUCCUUGUAAAAUUAGCGGGGACGAUAGCCAUUGCUCUCACUUUGCGUUCCUCAGCCUCAAACAAGACGGAUUUGUGACUAUCCAGGCAGAGGACAGUUCCGUUGUUGGUGGCGUACUAAGAAACCGACGAGUGACGGAUAUUCCCUUCCAUGGGCGUAUUCUGACUGGCUCUAGAAAUGUGAUGUCCUUCCGUUUACCGUCCAAAGUACAAAACCAGUUUGUCCUGUUGGCUAGCUAUUUCCACAAUUCUGAUAACGAAGGAAUCUCAGCGGUGGUCGUUAAAACUGGCUCUGAAAUCUUAAGAGCGCAAAUGAGAAUUCUCUCUUGCCGAUAUCGCUUUGGCUGUCGACAAGUAGCUAUCGACAAGAACCAUGGUGUUGCUAUAUUCACCGCAAGUCAAAACGAAGAAACCAGCAUCAGUAUGACAACCUCAUUAACCAUCGCUUUGGACUUUAUUACAGCUGUUCCUCUCGCCGAAUGGACUCAGAAGCUCUUGCUACCAGCAGCACAGUGUAUCAGUAACGGUUUCUCAUGCAUACAGUCAGCUUAUUUUACUCCCAAAGAUGCCGUGAAGAUAGAGGCUGAAGGCAAGUUGAACGGUGGCGAUAGAGCCCCUUACUACAUCAUGGACAGAAGGGCGAGACUGAAGCAUCUGAAAGUGGGCGAGAAAACUGUUCACAUCAAUGGAAAAGCGCCAACUGGUCGCUAUUACGUCAUUGUGCAUUUCUAUCAACCGAACUUCCUCUCCUUCCUGGGAAAAGUUGUAAUCAGUGGACAGAACGCUGCAUCCACGCUGCUGACGUUCCAUUACUGUCCCCACGUGUCGGGCUGUAGAGCCAUAGGUACCUCACAGUACAGGGAGGGUAUGCGUGAAUCCAUCUACGUUGGGCGACAGAACGACAUACUUGUCAGUAUAGCCAUUCCUGAAGACAAAGGUGUAUGGAUUGAUUACGUGUUAUUGGUUCCAAUCUCGUCCUUCUCACCAUCCCUUCUGGAUGUAAAACCAAUUGAUAUCACACAAGAUUUCAUACAGGAUUGUGGACAACGCAGCUUUUUCCUGAAAGAAUCCACCUCGCAGUUCUGCCUUCGCUCUGCAUUUAUCCUUACAACUCGAUUUAACGGCGGUGCAUUAUCAUGCAACUGCGACAGCCUGGGAGCCAUCAAAACAGGCUGUCAGCCAUUCGGCGGACAGUGUGUAUGCCGACCUAACGUGAUUGGUCGCGCAUGCGACAGAUGUAGAAGCGGUUAUAGCGGGUUUCCUUUCUGCAGGAGAUUAAAGAAAUUUCAAGCGAUGGUCAAACAAAUUUACCUGUACUUACAGUAGUUAGUAAUAUCGAUGAUUCUCACGGCUUUGGCAUGGUAUCAUUUCAAGAGAGAAUCACGAUAAGAAUUCGAGCUUACCCUAUGGACCUUUAUCCCGAGAGGAUCCUUGUAAAGUUUUUUUUUUUCGAGGAGCGAGGUCGAUACCAGCUGUUAGUUUCUCAGUCUAAUCUUCUCUUGAGCAUGCGCACCACUUUUAAUAUACCAUAUCAAUUUCACAACGAAAGGCCACUUCGCAACGAUGGGUAAACUUUAGGGUUGGCUCUUUACUCGUUCUGUUCAAACAAAAUUGCAUUGCAAUAUCAUAUUUUCACCUGUAUAUGUAUAGCGAUAAGAUCUCGUUUUGGGUCUAUGGUUAAAGAGUUAAAUUUAUAAAUAUAUAGAUAUAUAACUGCACACAGUACUGUUUCGGCCUUCUGAGCCUCUUCACUGCAGUGCUGAUUCAAGGAGGUGAAGCCAUAAAGCCACCCCAAUGAUUCCCCAUUGAUGGUAUCAUCUAAGCCACGCCAGAGGGCUCAAACUAGAAACUAGUGAGCUUCGCGCAAUUGCACGACAUGACUCGUCCUAGUAGAGUGCUCGAUCUGAACAUAAAAGCAAAGCUUUGAAAGGAAAUAAAGAAAGACGGUUUCUAAGGUAA
Messenger RNA from Stylophora pistillata, 9161 nucleotides. RefSeq lists its product as uncharacterized. Gene Ontology annotation, biological process: tissue development; animal organ morphogenesis. The record is from RefSeq and is a predicted model, not a curated record. NCBI's taxonomy places the organism in Eukaryota, Metazoa, Cnidaria, Anthozoa, Scleractinia, Pocilloporidae.